AUGAACACCGGCGAGCUCAUUAGGGGGCGAAUCGUAGCAGCAGAGACAUCCGUGCGCCGGAGCUCGUGGGUGGAUUUGGAGCAUGACCAGGGCGCCCCAAACUGCGCUCGGAGGCUGCGGUCUGGGGCCACCUCUCGCAUCUCCUACCGGGGUGAAGCCAGCCCAGCGAGGCGCGGGCGCCGCACCGGGGGUGGACUAAAACCUCUCCCGAUGAUCGGGGGCGAGGACGAGCGAGCGAGCGAGAGAGAUACAGCCAGAGAGCCUCCGGUGCCCGUUCGCUCGCCUCUGAGAGGUUCUCCCGGCGCGCGCGCGCGCGUGUGUGUGCGUGAGUGUGUAUUUGCCGGGACUGGAGCUGGAAAGUUCAAACUAAACGUGUUGCUCGCACCGCUCGCCGGGGCCGCGGCGGAGGCUGCCCAACUUCUCUGGGCCAAGUGCCCGGCGGUGCCCUGCGCCCUUGGCGCGGCGGCGGUGCCUCGGCCCUGCGCCCGGGCGCGGCGGCUGCGCCUCGGCUCGCUCGGGAGGGAGCCCGCGGCCAGGGCUGGACUCUCGCCCCGCCACCUCCAGCGACGCUCCCUGCUCGGCCUCCGCGCCUGGCGAUCGCAGCAAGGUACGUGGUACUUUCCCCACGGCUUCGACCCCUGCCCAGCCCUCGCGGAUUGCGGGCUGCCCGGGGUCUCUCCUUCCCCGGAGCAAUCGUCAUUUGUCAAACUUUACCUCCGCCUGGCGCUGCCCGUGGCGGCUGCAGCCAAACCCUCCCCGGUGGCGUGGGCACCUCUGGCCAAGGGGCUCCGACCGGGGGGAGGAUCCGCUGGCCGUGGUGUUUCCCCAUCUGGAUGA
Rangifer tarandus platyrhynchus (Svalbard reindeer) is the source of this 837-nucleotide messenger RNA. Lineage: Eukaryota; Metazoa; Chordata; Mammalia; Artiodactyla; Cervidae. The record is from the annotation of a GenBank genome assembly.